CGCAACCCAAUCUAGCAAUCCUUCCCCCUCUCUCGCUCGCUCGGCCCUUCGCCGGUCGCCGCCUCCUUUCCGUCCGACCGCGACCGCCCCAUCCCUCAUUUCCCUCCGCCUCCGCGCCCCCAAUCCUCCGCCGCCACCGUUGGCCUCUCCAGUUUUGGCUCUAAGCUAUUCUGAGAUUCAAGAAGUACGGAAACAUGAGCUACUUCCAAGCUACAAUGCACAAACCUCAUGGUAUGCUCACUGCAUACAGGCCAGUAGCUGGUCUUGGAAGGACCCACGAGCUGCUUGGUCGACACACUCUGUGCCCACAUUCUACAAGAUCUUGCAAACUGCAACAGCAACUGUAUCCAAGGCUUGUUCUUGUUUCUGCUUGCCAUAAAAGGCUUGGUCCUGUAUAUGCCUCGAGUGGAAAAGAGAACCCUGUCAAUGACCCUUUCUCAAUGGAAUCUUUGAAUAAAGCUAUGGCUCAAGCAAAAAGACCAAGGUCCCUGCAAGACUUGCUGAGCGAGCGGAUGGCUAAGAUUCGAGGACAAGGAUCUGGUGGAAAUGGAGGAAACAAAAACCGAUAUGGAGGUAGCGGUGGUGGUUCUGAUGGCCCAGAGGAUGAAUCUUUCAAGGAUUCAUUAUAUGAGAUGAUCCAGAUUUUGAUAGCAACUAUUGCCUUCAUACUUGUGUAUGUCCACAUAAUAAGAGGGGAGGAGUUGUACCGCCUUGCUAGGGACUACACCAGGUAUCUAGUCACCGGUAAGAGGACAGCUCGUCUGAAACGUGCCAUGCUGAACUGGCGUGAUUUCUCCGAGCGCAUCACCAAGAAGGAUAGCGCACAAGAAGAGGACUACUAUGGAAGAUCAGUCUCUUCUGAAUCCGCAUGGUGGCAGCAGCCCAAACAGCUUGCUCGUCGUUUGGAGGAGCUCUGCAGAGGCUACUUGCGCCCUCACGCCCAGGAGUCGUAGCUCUGGUGCCACACUGUUUUGUCGGCCUCUGAAUUUUCUCAUUGUGGUGUUGUAUAGGUGAGUACUAGCUGCUUGAGACUUGAAUGGCGGUGGAGGGUAGCUUCGACGAGCUGCUCCAGUUGGUCGUUCUUGGCUACUGUUGACUGUUGUGGGAUACACUCGCUGUCCCGAGGUCAGUGUUGUAGCCUGUUAGGUUCGGAACGGAAAGCAUGGGGGAGUUCCUGUUCAGUUUUUGCAGCGCUAGUACUUUCCGAGACCCGGCUGCUGCGAUGGUCUGCCGGUCAAUGAUACGCUGGUGGCAAACUUGAAUGCUCCAUCUGACGGAUCAUAACUGCACAAGCGCCAAAUGAUGGCGUCUCGUAA
This is a messenger RNA of Panicum hallii, 1316 nucleotides long. RefSeq lists its product as uncharacterized. The record is from RefSeq and is a predicted model, not a curated record. Gene Ontology annotation, cellular component: chloroplast. The transcript is spliced from 4 exons. The coding region runs from base 195 to 953 and encodes 252 amino acids. NCBI's taxonomy places the organism in Eukaryota, Viridiplantae, Streptophyta, Magnoliopsida, Poales, Poaceae.